Messenger RNA from Chaetura pelagica (chimney swift), 1387 nucleotides. It is a transcript of the gene INHBB, whose product is annotated as inhibin, beta B. The record is from RefSeq and is a predicted model, not a curated record. Gene Ontology annotation, cellular component: extracellular region. Gene Ontology annotation, molecular function: cytokine activity; growth factor activity. The transcript has 2 exons. Bases 1 to 807 code for a protein of 268 amino acids. NCBI's taxonomy places the organism in Eukaryota, Metazoa, Chordata, Aves, Apodiformes, Apodidae. Gene Ontology annotation, biological process: BMP signaling pathway; SMAD protein signal transduction.
AUGGCAGAGUCCGAGUACUGGUCUUUUCAAGACGAUCUGGCCUCAUCUAGAGUCCGCCUCUAUUUCUUCAUCUCGAAUGAAGGGAACCAGAACUUGUUUGUCGUUCAAGCCAGCCUGUGGCUUUACUUGAAGCUGCUUCCAUAUGUCUUAGAGAAAGGCAGCAGGCGAAAAGUAAGAGUCAAAGUCUAUUUCCAAGACCCGGACACUAGCAACAAGUGGAAUGUGGUUGAAAAGAAAGUUGAUCUCAAAAGAAGUGGUUGGCACACUUUUCCCAUGACAGAGGCCAUCCAGGCUCUGUUUGAGAGAGGAGAAAGGAGACUGAACUUGGAUGUUCAAUGUGAGGGCUGUGAAGAGUAUUCAGUGCUGCCAAUUUAUGUGGACCCCGGGGAGGAAUCCCACCGGCCUUUUUUAGUGGUGCAAGCCCGCCUCGCCGAUAACAAACACAGGAUCCGGAAAAGAGGCCUGGAGUGCGAUGGCAGGACCAAUCUAUGUUGCAGGCAACAGUUUUACAUUGACUUCAGACUCAUUGGGUGGAAUGACUGGAUCAUAGCACCAUCAGGUUACUAUGGGAAUUACUGUGAAGGGAGCUGCCCGGCCUACUUGGCUGGCGUCCCGGGGUCGGCUUCUUCCUUUCACACCGCUGUCGUGAAUCAGUACCGAAUGCGGGGGCUGAACCCGGGCACCGUGAACUCCUGUUGCAUUCCAACCAAACUUAGCACAAUGUCAAUGCUGUACUUUGAUGAUGAAUACAACAUUGUGAAAAGGGACGUUCCUAAUAUGAUUGUGGAAGAAUGUGGUUGUGCUUGAUUUAAGGUGUGUUUUUUGGGGGGGGAGAGCGAGAGGGCAAGAGAGAGAGAGAAACAUUCCCGUACGAGAUGGUGUUGGAGGAAGUUUCACUGUGUAUCCAGGCAUCAGUGUUGGAAAGUCACUGUGGAAAAGUUUGACAAAAAAAAAAAAAGAAAAAGAAAAAGAAAAAAGAAAUAAUUUCACUUUUGUGUCAGGACAGUGGAAGUUUGUGGAUCUUGGACACUUAUAUAUUCUACCACUUAUAAGUUAAUGCUAUGAAAUAUCUUAAAGACACACACACACACGAAAUGUGGGCAUGCACACAAACACGCGCUCAUACACACACACGUGCACACAGAGACACAGACACACAGACACACACACACAAGAGGCAGCUCGGAAAAGGGACGUGAGCACAGAAAGUCAGUGACCAGUGACAGCAGACCUAAAUGCCUGCCAGUACGAGUGAACGGCUGAGCAGCUGUUUCCCCACCUGCCGGUGAAGUCACACUGAAAUGAGCUCCCUUUGCUCAGGCAAAAGCACAGACUGCGAGAACACGACGUAUUCUUGCACACAGGUGUCAAAAUCACCAAACAUAGA